UUUUUUUUUGAGGUACCAUAUUGCAAUUCUUUUCAUACUCUAUAGACAGAGACAAUAAUAUCAUGGUGUCCAUUUGUGCUUUGUGUCCAAGUAAAAAGCAAGGAAGCCUUAACUUAUUUCCUGUUCAUUUCUCAUUGUGUACAACAUAGCCUUGUUGAUGUAUUCUGUAUAUCCUCAUAAACCAGUGAUUAAAAUGGAAAGGAUUUGAAGAGGCAUUGCUCAUGGGAUGCUGGAGGUGUGGCACUUUAGCAGCUUGGAAAACAUUCUGACUUUAAAACAGUAACACCUAUAAUUACAGAGGCGUCAUCACCUCCAUUUUUUUUCUUUUUUACUAACAAACUGUAGUCAUAGCGUGUGUACACCCUUACCAAAAUCUGCCAAGCAUUUGCUCCUGGGAUAAUGAUGGUGGUUGUGGGAAUAUCAAACAUCUCUUUCUCCAGGCACUUGUAAAACAAUACAGCGGUAAACAAUUCAAGAGCAAUUAGCAGCCUGCAUUGGUGGAGGGGGAGGGAAAAGUCCCACUGCUCUUAUUGUCUAUGGAAUUAAUCUUGUUUUAUAGAGUUAAUAUACUGAUUUAAAAUUUGCAUAUUUAAAAACAAGAGCCAAGAAGUUUACAAUAAACAAAGUUUAUUCUGGGUUUAAAUAUAUAACAUAAAUAACUCUAAAGCACUUCAGUAAGAGAAAAAAUAGCUUCUCUUGAUGUGCAAGCUAUCAUCUAAGAAUUGCACUAUAUACUUUCUCCUGCUGUAGUUUCCUAUCAGAAAACAAUGAAGUAAAAUAAAAAAAAGGUGAAAAAGACUAAUUAUAUUUAAAAAAAUGUAACCUGCCUCUUCCAAUCACAUACAUCUAUAACAUAUUCCACCAUAUGUCAAAUGGGUGGGGUAGAUUGUGAAGGUUAGUAUUUUGUUACUGCCUUUUGAUAAUUGAGUCUAUUCAGUAAUACAAUGACAUAAUGAAAUUAUGUACUUACUCUCUUUGAAGAUUACUCUUAAAGUACAGCUAAACUAUCUUUGUCUUUGCAAAUAUUUAUUUGCAAUGAUUUUCCUCUUAAUUAUUUAAAAUAUAAUGAAUUAGGCAUAAGUACUUUGCCAUUAGUGUAAUUUAAAGUGUAAUUGCACAUCAGAAGCAUCUUCGGAAUAUGCUUCUACAGUAUUUACUUUUUCUGCCAAAAGGUGGCAUCCUACUACCAUGCCCUUUCUUUCCUGUGAAAAUCUUCCUGCUUUAAUUUGCCAAGAAACUUCCACUUGAUUACUGAUCAAGAAAUUAAAAUGUGCUCUAUAUGAAUGCAACGUGACAGUGUUGAAAAUGAACAAUAUGGUAAGAAGCAGUUAAGUUCCCCACUAACAUAUAGUAAAUGGACAUGCAGAUUUUCACCACUUCAGCUGACUAGACAUUGAAAUAUACAAAAUCAUAUAGAGCAACACUGAAAAUAAGCUCCCCCUCUUUAAUGAGAACCUUGUUUCUGAAAGUCAAAAAUGAGGUGAGUACAAUUACCAAAAAGCAAAGGAAUGGAAAAAAUGAGAUUAUUAACAGUUCCCACUUAGUUGAAAGAAAAUAGUUCCUGCUAAUAAAGCAUGUUGCUCAAUAAUUCCUAGAAUCAAAUUUCCAUCUAAAUUGUUCCUUACAGAACACUGCAGAAUUGCUGUCACACUAUUACACUGGAUGUUUCUGGGUCCUCAUCACCUCUGAAAUCACCAGGCCACUGAUUUAGAUGCCUAAAUAUAAAUGCAGAAGCCUAGCUUUAAGCACCUUCUUUUAUAAAUCUGGCCAUUAUCUUUAUUUCUGAAAGGGUGUGAUACUUCAAUACAUCACUUAUUGUAGAUAUGCUCAUGGGGCAAGCUGAACAUUUUAGAGUGGAAAGGUAAAAUGUUCAUCUUCAAUCUAUGCAGCUGAUCUCUGCUGGGCGUUCUAUAAGCAGCCCUCUCAAACAUCAGACACCAGUGGGCAUUCUUCACACAGAAUAAGUAUAAGAUAGACUGUGUGCGGGGGGGUUUAAGCAGGAAAAAUUCUACAUGUAUAAUUUUAACUAGUGGGACUGCUAACACCACCCAAUCGGUAGGGCCUGUCAGUUCCUCCAUUUCAAAUUAUGGCCAAAUCCUGGACCUGUUGAAGUCACUGGCAAAACUGCAAUUGAUUACAAUGGGACCCGCAUUUCAUGCUUGGAGUUUGUUAAUCUCUUGUCCUCUUUGCAGUGUCAUCUGCUCGGUCAGACACACAACAGUUGGUUGUAUAGGAGUAACUAUCACUGAACUGAACAACUGUAGUACUAAGAGUCCAACUAAAUGCCACUCAGAUAUAGAAUAAAUAUGGUAAAAUUACAGUUCUAGGUUGUAACUCUCUUCAUUUAUGCCAGUGUGGUUCAUACCACAUACGCAAAAUGGUACUUGGGCAUGAUACUAUUAAGUAUUAGUAACACUUGGAACAAUAAAGAGAGUUUAAAAAUUCAGUUUUUUUUUAAACUUAAUACAUUUUUACUCUGAAGCUGCUGAAGUGAUGAGUUUUACUAUUAUCAGUUAGAUGGACACUGAGGAUCCAAUCCUGCAGUCAUUCCUCAGUCAAAACACCUACCAAGAUCAAUGGGGAUUUUGUUCUAAACAUGGAAUGCAGGCUGAGGAUCCUGCUGCUAAGCCAAGAUCCUGUAAGGUCUGAACUCAUGCAGCAAUGGGCCCUCUCAUGUGAGUAUGGGCAUCUCAGGUAACAUUUCGUAGGAGUGGGCUCUUGAUUUACUAAUGGCCUACUUUCCUCUGCCUGACACUGGUAAAAAUAGGAAAAUAUUUAUUGGUUAUUUUAUACAUAUUAUUUAUUAACAAUAGAGCUGUGCAAGUAAGUCCUUAUAUUAAGCACCGUAGCGAGGGAGUGUUUACACCAUAGUCAGGAAUUCUGGAUUCUAUUUCUGGCUUUACCACUGACUCAUUGUGUGAUUUUAGGCUGUUAAUGUGGCCUCUCUGUGCCUCGCAUACCUAUCUAUAAAACAGGAUGAUUUUCCCCUACCUUACAGGGAUGUUGGGAGGCUUAAUUAUUUUUUGCAAAGUGCUUUGAGAGCCUCAUAAAAGGCCCUGAAUUAUAAUUGAUAGUGCAAAAUUAUUACUUUUCAAACUGGUUAUAAACUUGAUUUUUUUUUUUUUUUUAAAAAGGAAGGCCUGGAUCAUGUUAUGGGUUCAAGUGUUUAAAAAACACAGAGGUUUGCAAGCAGCAAGACUGCAACCUAACUGUUCCAAACUGGCUUAACGAAAUAAAAGCAACCAUACUAUUAACUAGCCACUACUGCUAUGGCCUUAGUAAUAUAACUCUUCAGUGGUACCUAUCCUAUUCCCCCCGCCCUUUUUAUUUUUCCUUUCUUAAGGAGGGGGGUUAAUUUAGUGCUAAGAGUUAAGAAAUAAUGCAGCAUUUAUUCAGCAUCCCUUGCCGCCUUUAUUGGAUUUUUCACAGGCGAUUUAACUUCAAGCCUGGUUGCAACACACUAACCAAUCUCAUCGCUUUUUUUUUUUUUUUUCUUCCCUAUCCUGAGCACUGGAUGUAAACUACCCGCAACCCUUUCCUCCUGACCGGUAUCUCUGCAACCCGCAGGUAACUCGUGUUAAACAACGCAUCGCCCCAGACUCCGAGCCUGUUCCUAGAAGGAGCAGCGAAGGGGGUGGGAAAAAACAACCCAACACGCGACUUGAAGGCACUUUCCCCCAGCGGCGCCUCGCCCGGACUCACCCCAGCCCCAGCGCGCGUGUAACCGAGCUCCGUGCCCUUUGCAAGGCGAGACUCGCUCGCGCCACACGCCCGUUUCCUUGCACGCCGGGGCUUGCCCUUCUGCUGAACUUUCACCUCCCGAACUCGCCCGCUUUCAGUGGCGCAAGUGCCGAAAACCCCCGAGAGAGGGGAGAAGCCUCUCGCUCCAGCGCUGCCUCCGACCCGCUCGCACGCCGGCCGCUUGCUCCGGAUGGUCUCUCCCCCACCCCGAAGCAGCUCGCCUGGCCUCCGGACGGGAACGAGCCCCGGCCAACAGUUGUCUCGCCCCGCUCGCUGGCCCCCAGGCGUCCCCCUUUGGCCCAGCUCGGUUGCUUCCCCCCCCCCCCUUUAGCCGAGCUGCUCUGCCCUGCACCCCCCGCGCCCCGGGUCUCGCCUGGCCGCGCCCCCUCUCCCGCUUUUUUGCAACUGCGAGCGCUCUGCGUGCGUGUGUGCGCGCGUGUGUGUUUUUUUCUUUGCACCGAGCCGUGUUGUUUACCCAGCAGGUGGAUGUGACGUCAGAGACUCAUAACAGCAAAAAAUAACAACAUCUCCCUCCGCGGGGGUGUUCUUUCUCCCGCCCCCCCCCCCCCCCCCCCGCGCGCGCGCUUUGCCUCCUGCUUCCUCCCUGUCGCCAAACUCCAGAGUGGCCGCGCAAGGCGCCUGGAGCCGAGCCCGGGAGCGGCGGGGGGCCGGGCCGGCCCCGCCAGGCGCUGGGCUCCCCGGGAAGCUAGUCCCGAGCGGAGGGCUCUAUUGUUAUUUAUUGUGCGGCUGUUGCACGCUGUGCCUGCUGCCCGGGCUCGGCGCAUGGGGCUUGCCCGGCUAGAGUGCAGGGAGGGACGGGCGGGCGGGCAGACUCACCCGCGCUGGGGGGGGAGCCCGUAGUGGGCACCGACAGGCCGUCUCCAGCGGUCAAUCUCCUGAGAACCACUUUCUGAGUGAUUCCAGCUUCCGAACAUGUUUCCCAUGGUAGGGGUUUUGAUCUCUUGCCAGAUUUGCCCUGAGCCAUGAGUGAAUAGGUGUAAUGCCCACAAGUAAAACUGGGUAAGAAGAGUGACCUUUUUGGGUGGCUAGAACUGAAGAUUGCUUUGCAGAAGCAACUAAAGUAGGUUUUUGAGUCAUGAUGCAAGAAUCUGGGAUUGAGACAAAAAGUAAUGGUUCAGCUAUUCAGAAUGGAGCAAGCAGUGGCAACCAUUUACUAGAGUGCAGUCUACGGGAAGUGAGAUCCAACGGUGAGACACCUUCAGUUGAAAUUGGAGCUGCAGAUUUAGCACAUCUUCAGCAACAGCAGGCUCUGCAGGUGGCACGACAGUUUCUACUGCAGCAGCAGCAACAAGUUAGUGGAUUAAAGUCACCCAAGAGGAAUGACAAACAGCCAGCCCUUCAGGUUCCAGUGUCAGUGGCUAUGAUGACACCUCAAGUUAUCACUCCCCAACAAAUGCAGCAGAUCCUCCAGCAACAAGUGCUAACUCCCCAGCAACUCCAGGUCCUGCUCCAGCAGCAGCAGGCACUCAUGCUUCAACAGCAGCAGCUUCAAGAGUUUUAUAAGAAACAACAGGAACAGUUGCAGCUUCAACUUUUACAGCAACAACAUGCUGGAAAACAGCCUAAAGAGCCACAGCAACAGCAAGUGGCUACUCAGCAGUUGGCCUUUCAGCAGCAGCUCUUACAGAUGCAACAACUGCAGCAGCAGCAUCUCUUGUCUUUGCAGCGCCAAGGUCUGCUAACAAUCCAGCCUGGCCAAGCUGCUCUCCCGUUGCAGCCUCUUGCUCAAGCAUUUGCUGCCUUCCACUUCCAAACUGAACAUUGCCCUCAUACGCUGAAAGGCAUGAUUCCAACAGAACUGCAGCAGCUCUGGAAAGAAGUGACAAGCUCUCAUACAGCAGAGGAAACAGCAAGCAACAACCACAGCAGUUUGGACCUCUCCACCACAUGUGUCUCCUCUUCAGCACCUUCUAAGACCUCCUUAAUAAUAAACCCACAUGCCUCAACUAAUGGACAGCUAUCGGUCCACACUCCUAAAAGAGAGAGUUUAUCCCACGAGGAGCACUCACAUAGCCAUCCGCUCUAUGGACAUGGUGUAUGCAAAUGGCCAGGCUGUGAAGCAGUUUGUGAAGACUUCCAGUCAUUUGUAAAACAUCUCAACAAUGAGCAUGCGCUGGAUGAUAGAAGUACAGCCCAAUGUAGAGUACAAAUGCAGGUUGUUCAGCAGUUAGAGUUACAGCUUGCAAAAGACAAAGAGCGCCUGCAAGCUAUGAUGACACACCUGCAUGUGAAGUCAACUGAACCAAAAGCCACCCCUCAGCCUCUGAAUCUGGUAUCAAGUGUCACACUGUCAAAGACUGCCUCUGAGGCUUCUCCACAGAGCUUACCUCAUACUCCGACCACCCCAACUACACCCAUCACUCCUGUCAUCCAGGGACCUUCUGUCAUCACUACCACCAGCAUGCACAACGUUGAACCAAUCAGGAGGCGGUGCCCUAAUAAAUACAAUGUGGCCAUUUCUUCAGCAGAUCUUGCUCAGAACCAAGAAUUUUAUAAGAACGCAGAGGUUAGACCACCAUUCACAUAUGCAUCUUUAAUUAGGCAGGCCAUCCUCGAAUCUCCAGAAAAGCAACUAACACUAAAUGAAAUCUACAACUGGUUCACACGAAUGUUUGCUUACUUCAGACGCAAUGCAGCGACGUGGAAGAAUGCAGUGCGUCAUAAUCUUAGUCUUCACAAGUGUUUUGUGCGAGUAGAAAACGUUAAAGGGGCAGUAUGGACAGUGGAUGAACUAGAGUUCCAAAAACGAAGGCCACAAAAGAUCAGUGGUAACCCUUCUCUUAUUAAAAACAUACAGACCAGCCACACCUACUGCACACCUCUCAAUGCUGCUUUACAGGCUUCAAUGGCUGAUAAUAGUAUACCUCUAUACACUACUGCUUCCAUGGGAAAUCCCACUCUGGGCAAUUUAGCCAAUGCUAUGAGGGAAGAUCUUAAUGGUGCAAUGGAGCAUACGAACAGUAAUGAGAGUGACAGUAGUCCAGGACGUUCCCCUAUGCAAGCAAUGCACCCUGUGCAUGUCAAAGAAGAACCGUUGGAUCCGGACGAAAACGAAGGCCCGCUAUCCUUAGUGACAACAGCCAAUCACAGUCCAGAUUUUGAUCAUGACAGAGAUUAUGAAGAUGAACCUGUAAAUGAGGACAUAGAAUGAGUAUGUCUGACGUCAUUAUCCUGAGAAUGAAGAUUGGAAAAACAUGUCAAAUUUAGCUGCGAAAUCUCUCCAUUAUUGUACAGUCUGGAGGAUUUUCAGUACACUUUGACAGCUAUGAAAUAUGUUAACUCUUAGUGCCAUCAAGUAUCCCAUUUGGGAGUAUUUUUGAUUUUUCUACUUUUUGUUGAAAAAAGGAAUUUGUACUCUGUGCAUUGGAUGGACUUGUUUGGUACUUGGGAUUUUCCUCUCUUACAGUCAACAUCAGUGUUGUAAAUUUGCUAAACUGAUUCACUUACUCACAUUUAGCAGCAGGUUUUGGACUGCAGUCCUGCCAAUUUUGGACACUGAGGACAUCAAACUCUGAGCAUGUACACCUAACUGCAGAUCAAGCCUUUGCCCAGAUUUUAAGGAUUCCAAUGGACAAGAUAUUUGCACAGUACUGCAUGUUGGUUAUCACUGCCUUUAGUCCUUUUUUUUUUUUUUUUUUUUUUUUGCUUCCAUUUGGGAUGGGGAAGGCGUGUGUGUGUGUGUGUGUGUGUGUGUGUGUGUGUGUACUGGCGAGGGGUUACAAGAAAUAUUAUCCCAAACUUUUUAAUGUAUUGCUUUUAUUUCCCCCCCCCCCCCCCACUUCUGCUCUACCAUUUUAAGUUCUGACCUCAGGCCACAUCUCGGCCCAGGGCCUCUUGAAGGCCUAAUGUUUUCUGUACUUUGUGAUGAAUGUUAAUAGGUGUUUUUAUUAUACGAAGCUGAAUGUCAUUGAAUUGUUUGUAGUUUUUUCCGUCAUUCAUUCCAGUCUCCUUCAGAUGCCACCAUGUUUUCUUUAGCUAUGGAAAACAUUCCAUUUGGUGUCUGUUUUUUUGAAAAGGUCCCAAAUGCUGCACUGUACACACCGAAGGGUCGUCCAACAGAGAGAGAAAGAAAAGAAGUACUGUAAGAAUGAGAAUGAAUGACAGAUGAAUAUAGAAAUACUGUAGGAAGCAACAUAAAUUCAUUCCACAAAGCAGGGUUUUUUUAGUUUUGGUUUUGGUUUUUGAUUUUUUUUGGCAGCAAUGGUGAAUAUUAGCAAAUGCCACAAAAUUGAACAGCACAAAGAAACAUAUGCAGCACCAACAGAAUUCACUUCAUUAGAGAAUGAAUACUACAGUGGCAGGCUCUCAGUUGUUUAACAUGAGUUUGAAUGGGCCAACAAAUCUUUCUGGACUAUCUAAGAUUACCAAAAUGGGUAGCUAUCCAUUUAUUAUUAUUUUUCAUUUGCGAAUAGUGGUUGGAAAGAUGACUUCAUUAAACCGUUGUAAUACGUGGUUAUGUUUCUCAGCUAAACAUCAGUUCAGGAUUGCUUGGUGGCAUUAAUCUGUUCGAAUACAAAUUAGAUUUCAGAUUGAACUUGUUAUGGCAGUUAAUAAGGACUGAGCCCACUAAUGCAAAAGUGUUAAUAAUUUCAACUUUGCAAAUUCUGUACUGCAGUUAAGAUUGUUAUGCAAUAUUACACCAGCCAGUAUCAAAACCUCACAGUAGAAAACAGUAAAUAGCAGGAUCGGGGGGAAGGAAAUAGCACUGGGGCUUGUUUGGUAAAACUGGCAGUGCUCUUCAAAGCAAACAUUAUAUACAGAAAGCUGUUGUUACAGGUCAGUACACCUCAGUCACCAAACACCUAAACACUUUCAUUCUGCAACCACUUUUCUGUCACUCAUUUAUUUAUGUAGGACUGUAGCUUUUUGUUUAAUUAUUAUUAUUUCAAAAAAAAGCCUUUCAGAGCUUAAUUUAUAUUCUUCUUUGUACCUUUUCCCCCCUAAAAUUACCAAAGAUAUUACACAAAGGUAAAUUAUGUUCUCUAUUAUAUGCUUUAUCUUAUGAAGCCAAAUAUCCUCUUAUUGUUGAUCAAGGGAGGUUGAAGAAUUUAGAGGGAAAUGACAAGAUAUGGGCUAUUGCUAACCUGAGAGGGAAACUGCUCCUUUAUUCUAGUAAAUUUAGAUGGCCAAGUAGAUGACUGAACCAAAGUUACUUUUUAUUCGUAUUCCUUUACAGCGACCAAACUGAAAUUCUGUAAAGAGAAAUUGAGAAGAGCUUUUGAGGCUAAAACUAGGAAACAGUGUUACAGAGGGAGCCAUAAGAAGGGAGCUGGAGAAAGCAAGUGCAGAUAUUUUGCAGAAAAUUGGAGUAUCAAAUAAAGGAGACAGUUCAAUAAAACGCAAAAGAGAACAGAAAAGCUCCCAUAGUUUUACUGGACCACAUAAUAGUAUUCCUAGAAUUGAAAAAAAAUAUUUUGGGGUCUUUGUUUUUACAGAUUGUAUGCCACUUUUGUUUAAGGAUUGUGCUAAGAUGACUGCUUUAAUUUUGGUUUAUCUUGGCACAUUUGCUGAGUUUUGUUUAGUUUUUGAUCAGCAUUUUUCAUAAGGAAAUAACACUCCUGUCCACACGUAAGUUUUGGUACAAGAAAUUUUAUUGGCAGUUACUUUUCUGAAGCUCAACUCUGCAUUCUGUUUUUAAAAGAGAGAAAAGAAAAGGAAAAAAAAGGGCAGUCUGUGGUCAUUUGAAACUUUUAUUUUUUUUUAAUUAUAUCCAGGCAGCUUCAUGAUGUGCCGGCAGUAGCCAGAUGGGGAUCAUGAGAAGUGGUCCCUGUGCUUCUAAACUGAGUGGUUUGCUGGUUAGUUCGGUAUUCAAAAGAGGAUAAAAAUCUGGUAGAUUAGUUCAUUCUCAGCAUGUGUAGCUAGACAUGAGUAAAGAUAACAGCAUGAGAAACUGUUAGUACGCAUACCUCAGUUCAAACUGUUAGGGAAUGAGUAAAUAAAAAAAAUACAUUUCACUCAGUUGCACUUAGUUGUAUGUCUUGCAUGCUUAGUCUAAAGACUGUAGCAAAAUAAAGAAAGAAAAAGAGAAAAAGAUAUAAAAAUUAGAUUUUAACAUAUCUGGCAGGUGUCACAGCCUUGCAGAAGAACCAACUGAAAAUCUCAGGCUUUACAUCAAGCAAACUUCACUAUGAUUUUUACAGUUCUGAUUCUGUAUCCCUUUGGAUAUACAGUUGCUUCUUUAGGGUGGGUUUAUUAUGUUGUACAUAUAUAUCCCAAUGUGUCUGUGUCAGCCUUUGUCUUUUUGGGGGGGGGGGAGGGAGGGAGAAAAGCGGAAAAGGUCCUUUUUUUUUUUUUUAGAUACCAUUCCUCAAAAGGAAUAAAUGCAUACUUGUUUGUCAAAACACCUUUUGCUUUUUGUGCAACUGCUUUAUAUUAACUAUACUAAAAAAAAAUAGCUUUGGAAAAAAAAAACUACUGUAUGUAAUGGAAUUGCAGAAUAUGCUGCACAUGUAUUUUAUUUAGUUAUCCUUGCUUUAAGAAUAUUGGAUGACAUUUGCUGACAUGUGGGAGAAAAUCCCUGACUUUUUUUUUUUGCUUUUAAAUUGUAACAUAGUUGACAGAUUUUUUUUUCCUGUUUAUCAUUGAUCGAAGCCUCUUUUGUACAGUUUGUGUUAAGCUGGGUUUUUUUUUUUGUUUGGGUUUUUUUUUAUACUUUCCAACCCCUUCUGUUAUCUUACCACUGCCAUUUCUGGCUGUCUUAAACAAAGGUUCAUACAUUUGAAAAGAAAAAAAAAAGUUGUUUUAAAAAUGUUUUUCUCCUGCUGCAGUAAAUAUUUUGCAUGAUGAAUUCCAGGGUCACACUUUCAAAGUUUAUCAGUGAAGUAGUGAUUAAUAAUGGGGCGUGUCAAACUAUUGAACUUUUGUAUAAAGGAAAAAAAAACUUUACAAGGUGCCAAGAUGUAAAGACAAUUUGUUACAUGUUUUUUUUCUCAAAGAAAAGCGUACAUUAUGAAAGUAGUACCAUGUAUCAGGUAAAUCGCUGUCAGGAAUGAGAGUCAAAGCCUUCCUUGUCCACAAAGAAAAGUUUGUAAAUGUAAAACCUGUUAGGUUUCUGCAUUUGAUUAGAAGUGAUAUGAAAAAUCAAGGCUUAUGUAGAACAACGGUGACCACAAAAUAUUACCUUUUUUGAUUGUCGCUUAUGAGAGUUCAAGUAUAAUUCCCAGCACUCUUCUUAAACUCAGAUUUUGGGGGAGAGAAUGGGGCAGGGUUUGUGAUUCUACAGAUACUGCAGAUCAUUAGAUAUUUUAUAUAUACGUAUGUAUAAAAGUUUUUAAAAUAAUUUUAAACUAUUGUAGUUUUCAGAUUGCCAACAAGCUACAUUCCUUAUAGCGUGAAGAAUGUGUUAAACUCUUUUGAAAUCCUUUGGUACCUUUGGUUAAUGUACUCAGACUGAAUUUUUAGAUGUUUCAGAAAUCACUUAGCGUUCUAGUCUUGAGAGUUAAAUUUGCAGUUAUGACUGCAUUUUAAUGGACCCAGAGUAGGUAACAAAAUAUCUUCUACCCAUAAGCCUUGAUGAAAAUGGUACAGUCCAGACUGUUAGCAUGGUGCUUCAUGUGUAUGUGCUGCCAGUAACGAGAUUUUUUUUGAUAAGGCAUAAAAGAAACUCAUUCCUUACAUCAACUGUAAUUCCAUCAUUCCAUGUCUGUUGAUACAGACAAUAAAAAAUGUUGUGUAGUCAGUACUAAUUACUGACAUUAUAGCAUUCUCAAAUGCAAUAAAAUGCUGGUUGUUCACACUGGUAA
Dermochelys coriacea (leatherback sea turtle) is the source of this 11504-nucleotide messenger RNA. RefSeq names its product forkhead box P1 (gene FOXP1). The record is from RefSeq and is a predicted model, not a curated record. Gene Ontology annotation, cellular component: nucleus. Gene Ontology annotation, biological process: regulation of transcription by RNA polymerase II. Lineage: Eukaryota; Metazoa; Chordata; Testudines; Dermochelyidae. Gene Ontology annotation, molecular function: DNA-binding transcription repressor activity, RNA polymerase II-specific; RNA polymerase II cis-regulatory region sequence-specific DNA binding. The transcript has 20 exons. Bases 4838 to 6913 code for a protein of 691 amino acids.